This is a messenger RNA of Aspergillus neoniger CBS 115656, 486 nucleotides long. RefSeq lists its product as uncharacterized. The transcript has 4 exons. NCBI's taxonomy places the organism in Eukaryota, Fungi, Ascomycota, Eurotiomycetes, Eurotiales, Aspergillaceae. The record is from RefSeq and is a predicted model, not a curated record. Bases 1 to 486 code for a protein of 161 amino acids.
AUGAUGAUCCCUUCCCUCGCUCCGAACAUAUUAGCGCUAGAGCUCAUGAGGGUCCCGAUUGAGCAACAACAAUCAUCCCCCUUGAGCGAAUACAGCCGGAAAAUGCGGCUCACCCGCGGUGUCUACGCGCCAGGAAGGGCGCUAGCCCCAAGAACUAUCAGAAGCAAUAUCGCUAGAGUGUCAGUCGGUUCCGCCUUUAUUGAGGGCGGGUGGGCGCCGGGAACUGAUCUGGACCGUCGCCCGCGUGAAAAGCGAGCCGUGCUAAGCCGGCAGCCCAGACACGUCCGCGGACCGGGCAUCAGCGUCGGGCGCUCUUAUACGGUGAAUGGGGGGGAUGAUGCUAUCUUCUCCCUUCCCCCUCCCCUCUUGUCCCCUCCGUUCGGACUGGAGUGCUCCCAACUUGCUUUCCCAGAUCUACCUGCCUGGAAUCGCGUCGAUUGGAGGGAACCAGUCGUGAUGUCACAUGGAGGGGAAAGUCUUGCAUGA